CCAGCAGAUGACUGCUGGCACAGAGGUGAUGGGGCACCAAGAAGUCCUAAUUCUGCUUAGGGGAAGGGAGUGGGAGAGAAUAUGGGGCAAUACGUUUGCAUUGAUUCACCAGGUAUACUAGGAGGGGGCCAUAAGAGCUGGGGUGAGGAGCCAGAGAGAAGGCCAGGAGGCCACAUGGAAAGAAGGGCUCAGGAAUGAUGGAAUUAUCUGUGAUCUCCUCUGUCAAAAACACUAACUGGAAUUCUGAGUACCACCAACCUAGGAUAUGGGAGGGAUAGACCUGGUAGACAAAAUUCUAAGAUUCCAGCCCCUCCCCCCAUACACACACCUGCAUAAUCCCAUCUCCUUGAGAAUAGGACUUACACAUCUGAUGCCAUUUCAGAUCUGCGAUUAUAUUACUUUAUCUGGCAAGAGAUUUUGUAGAUAUAAUCAGAGUUUCUCAUCAGUUGACUCUGAAUGAAUUAAAAGUGUGCAUAUCAUGAGUGGGUCUGAUGUAAUCAUAGGAGACCUUUAAAAGGUCCAGGCCUCCCCAGAAGUCAGACUGAUCCUGAGCAGCAGAGCUGCCAUCCACUGGGCCUUGAAGAAGCGGCAUGUUGUGGAGAGGUCCAUGUGACAGCCAAUAGCUGGUGGCCUCUAGGAGCUGGAACUGAAUUCUGUCAACAAGCAGUGAGUUUGGAAGAGAAUUCCCAGCUUCAGAGGAGAUUGCAGCCCUAACCAACACCUGAGUAGCCAACCCAUAGCAGAUUCCAGACCUGUGUGAGAGAAUAAAUUUAUGUUGUGCUUAGCUAUGGAACAUGUGGUGAUCUGUUAUAUAGUAAUAUAAAAUAAAUACAGUGGGGAGCAACUGCAAUAAAUGUUGAGGACAGAAGAGAAGGUAAAGAUCUCGAGCCCUAUGUGCUGCUGGGAAGCAUGGAAGUGUUCUGGACACUUUCAGUGAGAGGUCCUGAUGGACACAGUCAAUCAAAGAAACCCUGCCCGCCUCCUGAGGGUCAUCCCAGCUUCACUUCUCAAGAGGAAUACUCAGGUUCUACCUUGCCUCUUUCUGGUGAGUGGAGGCCAAGAAAUCUACCACCUAGGCUUUCUCUGCUGUGCCAAAAAUCCCUCCCCAGGAAUUGGACUGCAAAUCUCUGAGGAUGGUUACAGAGCACCUAUCAUCAGUUAGGAAAACUAAAGUAUCAGGAAACCAAAGGCAACUGCCAUCUCUGUGCUCACCCAACUGAUCCGGGUGAUGGUGGACCUGUGUAACAGCACCAAGGGCAUCUGCCUGACAGGACCACCUGGACCACCAGGGCCUCCAGGAGUCGAUGGGUUACCAGGACACAAUGGAUCAGAGGGACUGCCCGGCCCCCAGGGCCCAAAGGGCGAAAAAGGAGCCAAUGGAAAAAGAGGGAAAAUGGGCCUGCCUGGAGCUACAGGAAGUCCAGGGGAAAAGGGAGACCCUGGUGAACUGGGCUUGACUGGAAAUGAGGGCCCCGCAGGGCAGAAAGGUGAAAAGGGGGACAAAGGGGACGUGUCCAACGAUGUGCUCCCCGCAGGUGCCAAAGGUGACCAAGGUCCGCCCGGCCCCCCUGGACCUCCAGGCCCCCCAGGCCCCCCAGGGCCUCCUGGAAGCAGAAGAGCCAAAGGCCCUCGGCAGCCAAACAUGUUCAACGGCCAGUGCCCAGGGGAGACGUGUGCUAUACCAAAUGAUGACACUCUGGUCGGAAAAGCUGAUGAGAAAGUCAAUGGACACCUUUCCCCACAAGCAGAAUCCAUGAUCGCGUCCAUCGGAAAGCCCACGCAGGUGCUGAAAGUUGCAGAGACAUUUGGGACUUGGAUCAGAGAAUCUGCUAACAAGAGCGAUGAACGGAUCUGGGUGACCGAGCAUUUUUCAGGCAUCAGGGUGAAGGAGUUCAGUGACCAGCCCUCUCUGUUGAAUGGCAGUUACACACUCAUCCACCUCCCGUAUUAUUUCCAUGGCUGCGGGCAUACCGUUCACAACAGCUCUCUCUACUACCACAAAGGAGGCUCCAACACCAUAGUGAGAUUUGAAUUUGGCAAAGAAACUUCCCAAACUCUGAAGCUUGAAAACGCCUUGUAUUUUGAUCGAAAAUACCUCUUUGCAAAUUCCAAGACUUACUUCAAUUUAGCUGUAGAUGAAAAGGGCCUUUGGAUUAUCUAUGCUUCCAGUGUGGAUGGCUCAAGCAUUCUUGUAGCACAGCUGGACGAGAGGACAUUUUCUGUGGUGCAGCACAUCAAUACCACGUACCCCAAGUCCAAGGCCGGUAACGCCUUCAUUGCCCGUGGGAUUCUCUAUGUCACAGACACGAAAGAUAUGAGGAUAACAUUUGCCUUUGAUUUGUUAGGAGGGAAACAGAUCAAUGCAAACUUUGAUUUAAGAACUUCCCAGUCUGUGCUUGCCAUGUUAUCAUACAAUAUGAGAGACCAGCACUUAUAUUCGUGGGAAGAUGGCCAUUUAAUGCUUUAUCCUGUGCGUUUCUUGUCAGAGACAUUAAAGCAGUGAUGGGAUGCUUGCUGCUCAUCCCAGCAAAUUUCAGAUAUUCUCUGGGACCAUUUAUAUCAAUCCCCAAAGAAAACUUGUCUUUAAGGGUAGCCAGGUACUUUGCUUGUUUAUUUCAUGACAUGCCUAUUUAUAUGGCUGGCAAAAAUCUCUCAAAUUCAGAUUCUCUAGGAGAAAGUAGCAACAGAUUGGAAGUUGAAAUGACUAAGAUUUAGCGAUUCCUCUGGCCUGAAUCCUCAGGCCUUGAUUUGUUACCUGCCCUAGUCCUUCCGCCUCCCUCCUGGGGGUUCCUCAGCUAGAAGGGCUGGCCGACAGGACUGGUAAGGGUUCCUCCACCUUCAGUGAAUUUUAAACCUUUUGCCUGAUGGUACACUAAGAAACUUUGCUGUAAUUUGGGUUCUUGUUUGUUUUUCAGCCAUGUGCUGGGCACGUGUUGAUCAGCCCAACUGCUUGAGCAAGGAACUUCAUAGUGCUCACUCAGAUUUGGUGCCUUGGGAAGCUGCAUUGACCCUGCCUUGAGAUACCCUGUUACCCAUAGUUGACUCCCUUUCUCUGCAUCUGCAUCACCACAGUGCCGUGAAAGGCCAGUCCCCUCAGCUCCUCCUUUCUGCUCCAAGAUUAGCAAAAGCCAGGAACAGCCAGUUACAUGCUCAGGUUUCCUAGUGAAACAGAAACGAGCCCUUCCAGGUGCCUCUCCAUUUCUGAUCAGGCUGAUUUGCAGCAGUGGUCACAGCGGCCAACUCCUGGGGUGUCACUGGCUUCCUCCCCCCAGCUAUGCCUCCGCUCUCCAGCGCUGAGUGAUGUGGGCGGGCAUCCAUCUGGCUGCCUGUGGGAAUCACUGCGCAGUUUUCAGAAGAGAGGCACUAUUUGUAGUGGAGACUGGAAAACCGUGGCCCAAAAGAAAAGCCAGCCCGUUACCUGUUUUUGUUAAUAAAUUUUUAUUGGAACAGGUGAUGCUAUGUGUUUGUGUAUUACAGGCUGUGACUGCUUCUGUCCUACAAUGGUGGAGUUGAGUAGCUGCCAUAAAAUUGAGAAAUGUCCCACAAAGCCUAUUUGCUCACCAGAACCUGUGUGUGUUUUGUUCCAGGCUAAGAAGUAGCACUUUACAUGGUUUGAGUUUUUGGUAGAAGGCCAGGAUGAGAACAGCUUAAAAUUAAGUGGCCGUCCUUAAAGCAGAUUUAGAGGAUGCAAUCGCCCCUUGGAUGCCAAAAGAAAAUCCUGUUCGACUUGCUCUAAAUGCCCUGAAAUCAUAUAUUUUCUGCCAGAUCAGUUCUUCAAACAUCCUUUGGCCCAGGUUCAGGCAGGGCCACUGGGUAUAGCAGGGGAGCUGUAAGUCAUGAGCUCUGCAUCUGGGAAGAGGACCAAGGGGAACUCUUAUGAAGGAUUUUCCAGCAGUUUGGCCUCACUGAACAUGUGUGUGCUGGAAAGGAGCUUCUGAAACUUUUUCACUGGGUCCAAAUCCAUUCUCAAUGGCUCUGAGUCAUGGUUUUAUACCUUAUUAAUAGAAACAUUUUUAAACUUGAGGGAUAUAAAUUUAACUCCCCCACCUCCUAAAAUAAUUAGGCCACUGUUAGGGACUUUUUUGUUGUUGUGUGUUCAAAAUAAUGGGUAUGUAGAACUCCUCUCUCCCCACCCCCUUAUACUUUUUAAUUAGAUUGUGUCAUGUCCUCACAGCUUUUAAAAAACAUUCUUUUCAGAGUCAUGUUUUGUAACAAAGUAAUUGAGAGUUUCAUGUUCAAGAUCAAUGUGUCUAAUAUAGCUAGUUGUUUUUGUUUUAAGUAUUUAAAUAUAUGUGUUGAUGUUUCUAGACACAGGAUAUGAGUAUAAUUUCAUAGUAA
This is a messenger RNA of Talpa occidentalis (Iberian mole), 4338 nucleotides long. RefSeq names its product gliomedin (gene GLDN). The record is from RefSeq and is a predicted model, not a curated record. Gene Ontology annotation, biological process: signal transduction. NCBI's taxonomy places the organism in Eukaryota, Metazoa, Chordata, Mammalia, Eulipotyphla, Talpidae. The coding region runs from base 1229 to 2503 and encodes 424 amino acids. The transcript has 12 exons. Gene Ontology annotation, cellular component: cell surface.